GAGACUAGUAGUAGUGAAAUGCUCAGUAAUAGUGUCAUUGAAUUUGAUACCAAGGCUAUUCUUUUUGUCGCCUAGGUUAUAUAUUUAAGGACCUCUUUGUAAGUCAUAGAGUACUCAAAUUUCUAGGUUCUAAGAAGCUAAGAUGGCCUCUUCAGGAGUUAAGGGAGACAGUUAUCGUUGCUAUUUGCAUGGAGAAGGAGAAAAGAACACCAAAUGGAGGUAUGGUGCCCCUCCUAACUAUGGUGCUGUGAACAAACUCUUUGAAGAAGGCAGAACCAAGAUAUGGCCUCCGGGAUCACUAGAAGAACAAGUGCAAAACCUUGUAAAGACAUGGGAAAUGGAGAUGUUCCAUAAAACAAGGGAUGAAGACUUUAAAGCAAGUGAUCCUAAGAAGUACACUUUCAGCCUAAAUGGAAGGAAAGCUGUGAGUUUGGAAGAGAAGCGAAAGCUUGGGGGAGGCUACAACUCUUUGCUGCAAACCUCAUUGCCAGAUGAGUUCCGGUGCUACAACCCGGCAGAAGAAACGGUGGAUUCAGCUCAUAGGGCUUUCACAACCGCAUUUCCGCGCGGGUUUGCUCUAGAGAUUCUCCAUGUUUACUCUGGUCCUCCACUGAUCGUAUACAAGUUCAGGCACUGGGGUUACAUGGAUGGUCCUUUCAAAGGUCAUGCCCCUACUGGAGAAAAGGUUGAACUCUUUGGGAUGGCAAACUUUGAGUUGGAUGAACAUGGGAAAAUAGUGAAGGUUGAGUUCUUUUUCGACCGCGGAGAACUUCUUGGAGGCCUUCUGAAGGGAGCAAGCUUUGACAGUUCCAGUAAAGAGGCAGCUUUAGCUUGCCCAUUCUUGAGGAACACAGGGUAGCUUCACAAGCUAACCGCCACAAUGUAAUAAUAUGGCACUAGCAAAGCACCAAUGAAUAAUCAAUGCCCAGAUUGGCAUACAAUGUAUACUCCACCCCUAUGGGGUUUUGACAUCUGCUCUUUAAUUUUUCAAGGA
Prunus avium (sweet cherry) is the source of this 994-nucleotide messenger RNA. RefSeq names its product pathogen-related protein-like. Lineage: Eukaryota; Viridiplantae; Streptophyta; Magnoliopsida; Rosales; Rosaceae. The record is from RefSeq and is a predicted model, not a curated record.